This is a messenger RNA of Castor canadensis (American beaver), 1341 nucleotides long. The record is from RefSeq and is a predicted model, not a curated record. NCBI's taxonomy places the organism in Eukaryota, Metazoa, Chordata, Mammalia, Rodentia, Castoridae.
AUAACUCCUAAUGGACCUGCGUGGUGUUGGUGGCUUCUCGCGGUUCUUCCUGUGGACCCUCGGUAUCAGCUGUCAGUAUUGUCAAUGAAGUCUUUGGAGGACCGGUUGACAAAGAUACAACAUAUACUGACCUAUUUUUCUAGAGACCAGUCCAAGUAACUACCUGCUUGGAUCUUACUUAAGCUAUCCUAAUCUGGCUGUGUUGAUGCCAGAUUGUCCGCUGCCUUUGCACAUCCAGUGCUGGUUUAAGAAAUGUAACAAAACAUUUUUCUUCAACCUCCUGAAUCUUGUGGAUCUGCAAAUGAAUACCUUCAACUAGGAUUUAGACCACUAAUAACUUGCACAGUAAAACACGCAGUAAAUGUGUGUUAAACCUCUACAUUGUGAUAAAGUUGCACUAUGUACCAUAGUCUAAAAUGAACCUAGUACUCUGUAUAUGUAUGUAUGUAGUGUGUGUGUGUGUGUUUAUCUGUCUGCGUGUGUUUGCGUGUGUGGGUAAUAUGUGUGCUUUUUCUCUGGCUUUAAGAUUUAAAAAAAAGAAAAAAGCCAUAGAGAGCUGAACUUGCCGAGGGUCAUUUAUUGCCCAAGUUUACAACAGUAGUGAUACAAGUUUUUGCAAAUUGAAUUUGCCUCAGAUUAUCUGUCCUAAUGCUUAUAUUUGCACAAGUGUAUAAAAUAUGGUACAUAUAAAGUAUUUUUUGUUGGAAAUACUGCUCUUGCUGAACUGUCUUGACCAUUGACUAUGACACAGUUUCUUGUUUAUGUAAAUAUUUGCAUCCCAGUGGCUGAAAGACAUUGGAUGCAGAACCUAGAGCCAGUCUUCAGGAACAAUUGCAAACCUGACAUGGUACUGUGCGUCUAUCCAUAAAACACUUAAAACUGUGAAAAUAUGGUUUACAUUUCAUUGUACAUAAAGGUAAGUGGAGAGCUUGAUUCAGUACCCGUUAGCGUGUACAUUUUAGGGGGCUUUUCAUAUUAACUGCCUGUCUGUGUAAUUUAUAGUUUGACAUGAUGCGUUUGUUUAAAAACUUACAUAUUAUAAACUCACUAAGGAUCUGAGGAAAGAAAAGAAGCUUAACGUAGAACUAAGCUUUUACAGUUUGUUUUGUUUUUAAAUUCUGGUCUUGGUGCAAAUGUUAGUUAUGCCUUAUUCAUAUCACAGAUUACCAUGCUGUGACAUGGUUUAUAUUCAUGCUGCCCUAGAUACUUUUGUAAUUAUUUGUUUGCAAAUUUGUGACUGUCCCUAUUAACUUUCUUUUAUGUAAGUAAUUUGUAAGUUUCUUAAAAUUUUUGCUUUUGCUUAUUUAAUUUUGAAUAAAAGCUAAAUUCAUAAUAAUUGUU